UAUAGGUCAGCAGGCGAGGGAAAGGUGAGGUCGAAGUCCUGUCUGAAUUCCUUCCGUAGGGGAUAGUUUCUUGAGUGUUACGUGAUAUGAAACUAUUUGUUUAUUGAUAAGUCAAUUCGCGGAGACGAUUGUAAUGUUUCCAUGACAACUGCCUGUGUUGUAACCGUUGAAUUUAGCGAGUGAUUUGGAGCAGUUGGAGGUCACAGAGAAAUAUUAAACCAUGGUGAACAAAACAAAGGUGGCCAGAAUGAAGGAAAGGGAGAAAAUUGCUGCCAUGCUUAAGACGGCUGUUCUGAGUCUCUGCCAGGAAAAGUACAAGAAUCCAAUUGAAGUCGAUGCUUUAAUUUGUGUAGCUCUGACCCCUACUGACAAUCAUGUGGUGAAAAUUCAUGAAACUCUUGGGUUUUUUGGAAAUAAAAACUCAGGAGCAGUGACGACACAGGAUACAAAUGGUGACCAAAACAUUUGCAAGGUAUCAAACAUCUGGUCCAUGGGCCCAAAAUCAAAACGAAAAAGGAAAGUCACAAAUGAAGAUAUGCUGAUGAAUACCCCGGCUGGAGGCGAUAUGACAGCAUGGCAGGCGGAGAACAUUUCUAAAAACUUGUCAGAGGCUAGAACUGAUGUCUCGGGUUUAGAAGCACUGAAAAAUGACACACCAGUAAAGAAAUAUCCUUACCUAGUGCAGACUUUGUGUGGUGAGGAUAACAUGUAUCUAAGCAGUGUCGGUAAGGAUGUAUUGAGGAAGGGGGAUGGGGAGAAUUCUGUAGCACCCACACAACCAAAGGAACCAGCUUCUGUAGCAUCCAUUUUAUCGGGAUUGAUGAUCCCAAUGAGUACAGCUUCGACACCUCUCAAGCCCAUACCAGCAGCAGAAAGUCCAAACAUCCAAGUUGCUGAGACCAGCAUUCGUCGAAAAAGAAAGCUGGAUCGCGGUGAGAUCAGAAGAGCAUCUCCAGUGACUCAAGAUAAUGAAGAUGAUGAAUCUCAAGAUUAUACCUCAAUUAAGGAGCAGAGGGACGAUGGUCUGUACAACCAGAACGUUUCAGAUAAGGAGCAUGACUCUAGUGCAAACAAUGAUGAAAGCAACAGUAAUCAAACAAUGAGUGAUCAGACAUUACCAGGUGGUAUAGUGAUCAAAGAGGAACCGAUAUGGAGCACUACAGAAGAUACAGAAUCAAAAUGGCCCACGGAAAAUGAGGAAAACAGCAGUGAGGUUGAUAAUAGUCAAACUUCCAGCACAUGUAAUACUCCAACACAGUUUUUCCAGUCACAACCAGAAAACUCUGAUGAUCCAAUGGAAAUGUCUGUUACUUCGGUAAAGGAAGAACCACAGGAUUCUGAUAUUGGUGAACCAGAAAUGGAGAUUGAUACCGAUAUUGAUUCAUCACAGUUUGACUUCAAUAGAAAUUCUGAUUCAGGCUCAAUUUCAGAAACAACAAAAAACUCUAUUCUUUUGAAAAUUCUCAAAGGAAAAAGUUUAGCUGAAGCUUACAAGAGUAGUAUUCCAAAAGACAGGUUUGGUAGUGAAAGUAAAGAAGGAACUUCCAUGUCUAACUGUCAGCCAAAUACAGGAGAGGAUCAGGAUAACUCCCUGGUCUACAGACUUCCAUUUGUAUCAUUCCAAGAUUUAUUUCCAGGAGAAGUUUCUGGUGAGAAAAGCCAGGAAAGAGACAAUGUUGCAGUAACCAGUCCGCUCGAAACGUCCAUGAGAGUUGGAGCUGCCCUCACACCAACAGAACAUGCCAAUCGCAAGUUUGAAUUGCUCACAAGAUCAUUAUUGGAAAAGAGGAAUAGGGCUAAGGGACCGUAUUCAACAAGAUUGUCAUCUGGAAGAAAAAAUCCAGUCAACUACACUGAAAUGGCAGAUGUAGGGUCAGAUUUUGAUGUGAGCGACGGCUCAGGGUCUCCUAGAAGUGAGCUAGAUGAUUCAUACUCUCCAAGAUUGCAAGGAAUGCUUGAAGACGAUGAGGAAAAGAGUAGACGACCAAGAAAGAAAGGAUUUGGUCGUUCUGGUUCAGAGUUAUUUGCAUACAAACAAAAGACUUAUGUAAAAGAUACCAUGGAAUCAGAUAUGGCCUUAAAAUCUGAAAUGGCAAAGGAGCCAAGAUCAACAUCAUCAAUGACAUGUCCACCGAAGAAGCAGUCCUCAUCAUCAAAUCUUCUGUUGUUUGCUUGUAGUAUUUGUGGUAGUGAAUUCUCGUCUCGUGCUGAACGUGAUCGCCACGAGGAGGAGGAGCAGUACAGCGAGUUUGUGAAAUGUCCACUGUGUAAUGGCUAUUUUGGAGAUGAAAUGUCCAAAAGAAAGCACAUGCGAGAACGCCAUAAGGUGUGUGAGAAAGAACUGAAUUCAAAAACUGGUGGUUCAGGGUCCAGUGGGGAACUCCGGGCCCUCGAGGUCCCAAAAUUCUCUGAAGGGAUGCUGACAUACCACACAACACAGUGUCCAAUGUGUUAUAAUUUCUUCUACAGUGAAGCAGAGAGAGAUGAACAUCUGAACAAGGAACAUAAUGUGACACCAGUCACACAAUGAUAGCGUAUAGUGACCACAAAUCGUGUGACCACAGUCACAAUUAUAGUGGUCAACAGAUAUUGUGACCACAGUCACAAUGAAUUAAUAGGGGACAACAGAUAAUGUGACCACAGUCACAAUGAAUUAAUAGUGGACUACAGAUAAUGUGACCACAGUCACACAAUAACAGUGGACUACAGUAAUUAUGUUAUGAUGGAUCAUACAUUUUGUGACAGUCUUAGCACUUGGUGGACCGCAGCCAAUGUGACACCAGUAAAACAGUUUUAGUGGACCAGUGACAAAGUAAUCGUCACAAAUGGUACCUAUUACGAAUCUAACAGUGUAGGUUGUUCAUCUUGCAUGAAUUUUACAAAUUCAAGCUGUGCAAAUACAAGUCCUCUUCUUUCAUGAAUUUAAUAACUUUCACAUUAGAGUUCACAACACAAGAAACUGGAAACAAUUUAUCAGAGAGACAAAAUUUAACCCUUUUCUUUAAAUGUAACAAAUGAAAUAUUAUAUUUCAGCUGAAAAGCUAUAGGUUUUCUGGACAUUCUAUACCACAAUACAGAUAAUGUUGAUGUUUCAUUAUUAUCAACAACAUGAUUCCUAUUUCUGAUUGGGGAAGUGAUUGCCAUGAAUUAUGCUUCAUCAUGGAAGAUGUCAUUGCAAAGUAUUGUAAUAUUAGGUUAUUAUUAUAAGAUUGGCCAAUAGAAUCAUGUUCCAGGUGUUAUCUAUUAGUGGACCAACAAAAAUGUUUUUGCAAGUUUUCCAAUGAGUAAUAAGUAAAAAUACUGUUAUCAGAA
This is a messenger RNA of Mizuhopecten yessoensis (Yesso scallop), 3312 nucleotides long. RefSeq lists its product as uncharacterized. Lineage: Eukaryota; Metazoa; Mollusca; Bivalvia; Pectinida; Pectinidae. The record is from RefSeq and is a predicted model, not a curated record. The transcript is spliced from 3 exons. Bases 221 to 2530 code for a protein of 769 amino acids.